AUGUCCAUGCUUGACAAGAACGCUCAGUCUUCAAAAUCCCGGUUGAACCUCAAGAUGGCCAUGGGUACACUCCCGUUUCGACGCAGCCGCGCUCUAUUACGCGCCACUCGGUCGCUGCACAUUGCCAACGACAUGACGGAGCUCAUUGGCAACACGCCACUGGUCUAUUUGAACCACGUAACCGAGGGCUGCCACGCCAAGAUCGCAGUUAAGUGCGAGUUCAUGGAACCCUGUGCGUCUGUGAAGGACCGAAUCGGUCUGAGCAUGAUCAAAGACGCGGAAAAGAGCGGGCGCUUGACGAAAAGCCACCGUAUCAUUGAACCCACGAGCGGUAAUACCGGUAUCGGCUUGGCGUUCACCGCCGCGGUGAGGGGGUAUGACCUCACGCUGGUGAUGCCGGAUACCAUGUCCACGGAGCGUCGUAUUUUACUCAAAGCUUUUGGCUGUGACGUGGUGUUGACUCCGGGAGCAAAGGGAAUGACUGGAGCUGUAGCGAAAGCAGAAGAAUUGGUCAAGAACGAAGCGGGGAAGGCGCUGACGCUCGGCCAGUUUGACAAUCCUGCCAAUCCUCAGAUACACUUUGAAACAACCGGGCCGGAAGUCUGGCGAGAUACCGAUGGACAAGUGGACUUUUUCGUGGCUGGAGUAGGGACGGGCGGGACAUUGACGGGCACUGCUCGGUACUUGAAACCCAAGAAACCAAGUGUCCAGAUCGUGGCUGUCGAGCCGGAAGAGAGUCCGGUGUUGUCAGGGGGGAACCCAUCGCCCCACAAGAUUCAAGGCAUCGGUGCCGGUUUCGUACCGGGUGUCCUCGAGCGCGAUCUGAUUGAUGAGGUCAUGACGGCCAGUGGUCCCGAGUCUUUUGCUAUGACCAAGCGAUUGGCGCUUGAAGAGGGGAUUCUUGUUGGUCCGUCGUCUGGAGCUGCUGUCGUGGCCAGUUUGGAACUUGCCAGACGCCUGGAGAACAAGGACAAGCUCAUUGUCACGAUCUUACCGAGCUUUGGCGAACGUUAUUUGUCGUCGCCUUUGUUUGAGAAAGAGCGCGAGUUUGCGGCCAAUCUACGCACAUCGGAGCUGCCCUGA
This is a messenger RNA of Peronospora matthiolae, 1083 nucleotides long. The record is from the annotation of a GenBank genome assembly. Lineage: Eukaryota; Oomycota; Peronosporomycetes; Peronosporales; Peronosporaceae.